This is a messenger RNA of Ixodes scapularis (black-legged tick), 1373 nucleotides long. Its product is annotated as protein kinase C iota type-like. Gene Ontology annotation, biological process: protein phosphorylation. Lineage: Eukaryota; Metazoa; Arthropoda; Arachnida; Ixodida; Ixodidae. The record is from RefSeq and is a predicted model, not a curated record. The transcript has 11 exons. Bases 99 to 1373 code for a protein of 424 amino acids. Gene Ontology annotation, molecular function: ATP binding; protein kinase activity.
UUUCGCGAGAAAAGAAGAACGAUCCCGUAUUCCGGGAGGCAGUCCGGAGCUAUGUGAACCUGAUCAUCGAAGAUGCCGCAGGAAUUGCUCAAAUCUUGAUGGAAACGUCGCGAAGGGACACUGAGGGUCACGCCACAACGUUGCACAAGUGGGACUCGGGAGUAGUGGCCGAGAGCACCCCGGGUAUGGCCCUCGACCUCCCCGUAGUCCAGGUCGUGCCCCUCGCUGUAAAAGACGACGUCGAGGUCGGCUCUACGGCGAGUCGUAAAGUCAAGCCGUCGAUGCGGAAGGCGCUGCUCUUCAAGCUGCUUCCCCGCAAGUCCUCCGCGCAGCGGAGCCAAGGCGAGUCAAUGACCCAGAGCGUCUUCGACAAGGACGACGACCGAAGCCGGCUCAGCGUCAAGUCCAAGUACUCUAACUGGAAGAGUGUUUCGUUCCUCACGCAGAUCAUCGAGAUGCCACGACUGGAAAGCAUGAGAGCCUGGUCAUUCUCGAGGAUUGUCAUCAUCGACAUUUUGCGAACCCGCACGCAAGAUCUAGUGUGCAGUGCGAGACACACCUUCUCGGGGGAGUGGGCCAUCUUGAAGAUCGUCUGGAAGAAACGUCUCAGCGGCUUCAUCGCCAAACGGAGGUAUAUCCUUAGAGAGCGGAGGCACUGGGAAGCGCUCUCUGAAUGUCAGUUCAUCGUUGGGCUCAAGUCGUUCUUCGCCACCAAGCAGUGCUACUGUUUCGUGGCCGAGUACUACGAAGGCUGUACCUUGCAGAGCGUGAUUGAAGAGGGCGCCCUCAGAGACGACGUUAUUGUGAAGAUAGUUUCCCAGCUGACCUACGCUUUGAAGCACAUUCAUGACAGAGACAUGAUGUACAGGAAUCUGGCUCCCAGCAACAUUCUCAUAGACAUGAACGGUGUGGCUAGGAUCUUCGACAUGUCGUUCUGCUCCAAGGGCAAGACGUCCACUAGUCGCAUUGGUUCCAUUCCGUACAUGGCCCCAGAAGUCUUGAGGAUGGAGGUCUAUGACAGGACAUCAGACUACUGGUCGCUGGGAAUCCUGACGUAUGUCCUCUACGUCCGGCACACGCCGAUGUCCAUCUAUUCUGCCAAGACAGACCUGGACCACUGGGUGGACAAGGCAUACAUGUACCAAUAUGCCGAGGUUAUCCCCAUCGUCCUACCCAAGCACAUGGCUCCAGCCGCCAAGAGCUUGAUCGCUGGCCUUCUGGUCGAGCGUCCAAGACUGCGACUCGGCUGUCGGUCUACUGGAUUCUACGAGAUAAUGAAACACCCAUACUUCAAAGGAGUUGACUGGGAGAGUUUCAGCAAGCGCAAGUUCGCAACCGCGAGGAACUUUCCAAAGGGUCAACAUAAUCUGUAG